AGGACACCUACGCUUCGGAGGAGCUGGUGGACCAGCAGCCCGUUCUGCUGAAGGUGAUGGACACCGCUGACCAGUGCCGCUGCCCCGUGCUCCUGCUGGGCAACAAGCUGGACAUGGAGCAGUACAGGCAGGUGCCAGCGGCCGAAGGGAUGUCACUGGCGAGCAGGUUCGGGUGCCUCUUCUACGAGGUGUCAGCAUGCCAGGACUUUGCAGGGGUGCAGCACGUCUUCCAUGAAGCCACGUCGCGGCCCACGCCGCUCCUGCCCACUCGCCACGGCUUGGCCAGCUGCACCUUCAACACGCUCUCCACCGUCAACUACAAGGAGAUCCCCUCGGUGGCCCAGGCCAAGCUGGUCACCGUCAAGUCCUCACGGGCUCAGAGCAAGAGGAAAGCUCCCACGCUCACCUUGUUGAAAGGCUUCAAGAUAUUUUAG
Molecule: messenger RNA, 434 nt
Organism: Apaloderma vittatum (bar-tailed trogon)
Lineage: Eukaryota; Metazoa; Chordata; Aves; Trogoniformes; Trogonidae
Gene: RASL12
Product: RAS-like, family 12
Exons: 4
Molecular function (GO): GTPase activity; GTP binding
Source: RefSeq, a predicted model, not a curated record